CUAACGAGACAAAUGGAUGAUAGUAGUAUACUGAUCUGUAAUGCUCAGCACGGUUUAUGAUUGUGUAAAAGUUGAAUAUAUAGAGUUGAUUUAAUAGUACGCUUCAACUAUAUAGUAAUAUACUAUAAUAAACUGAUUUUUAGUUAUGAUUCAAGCCAUGAACAUAACCGAACCUUUAACUAAUGCUAGUACUCUAGCAAACGAUACCUGUUUAAACAACAACUGUUUUAAACCGUAUGAAAUACCAGCCCUAACUUUGGAAUGGAAAAUACUGAUACCAUUAUACUGUCUGAUCUUUGUAUUAUCUGUUGUUGGGAACAUACUGGUUAUCUUGACGUUAGUCCAAAACAAACGGAUGAGAACUGUGACGAAUGUGUUCUUGCUCAACCUUGCCAUCAGUGAUUUGUUUAUAGCUAUACUGUGUAUGCCCUUCAACACAAUACCACUCAUUCUACAGAAUUUCGUAUUUGGAAAGUUUAUGUGUAUAUCAGUACGUUAUCUGCAAGGUGUUUUCUUUUGUGUUGGUUGCUUUACUUUAGUCAUUUUAUCCUUAGAGAGAUAUUUCGCAAUAUGUAGACCAUUACAUUCCCGGAAAUGGCAGACUCUGUCACACUCGUACAAGAUUCUUGGAAUAUGUUGGAUCUUAUCCUUUAUAGUGAUGAUACCAUCAGCUGUAAACAACAAGUACAUAUCUCUUAUUUACGGAAACAAUAUGUGUCGAGAAGAAUGGGACAACACUUCAUUUGAGAUCGGUUACACAAUAGCACUACUCAUAUUACUUCUUGUUGGGCCCGUGGUCACAAUGACAAUUGCUUACAUGUUAAUAGCCGUAACGCUUUGGAUUGGAAUGAAAAUGGAUACACAGAAUGAACUAGAAUCAACCAUUGGAUCACAAAAUGGAUCUUGCAAAAAACCUGACGUAGUUCCGAUAGCGAAGCCUAAAGGUCGAUACGAUCUCCAACGUGGAAUGCGUCAGUCGAACAGUGAAAGAAGUAGGGCGUCAAAGAAGAGGGUCAUCAAAAUGUUGUUUGCAGUUGUCUUUGAAUUCUUUGUAUGCUGGACACCCAUGUUCAUCAUCCAAUCAUGGGUUAUUAUAGACGAGAAUUCUGCGGAACUAUACGUCACGAACGAACUGUCGUCUGCGUUUCACUUACUUGCCUACGUAAGCACGUGCUGUAAUCCUAUAACAUAUUGUUUCAUGAAUCGUAACUUCAGACAGGGAUUUUUUUCUGCUUUUCGUUGUUUAAGACGUCAGAGGAUUUAUCGACAAAAAUGCAGCAGUUUAUCGUAUUCGGGAGGGUCAUAUGUAAAUACGAAAAUCAGCAAGGCUGGUUCAUAUGAGAGAUCUCACCAUUUUGAAAAUGCUGUUGAAUCUGAGGAGACAUGAAUGUUUAGUGUAUUAAGGUCUCGAUACACAACAUUGAAAGUUGGGAUUUAAAAGUGCAAUUAAUAAAACGACUUAGUUAAGAACGUGUCUGACUACCACUGAAGUAAAUGAAUGAACUAAAUCACAACAGUUGAAUUUGAUUUCAAACAACAUUGCUUAAUUAGUUCAUCCCAUCAAAAAAUAUAAGUAAACAGUCGAGUCAAUACAUGUUUCACCUAAAUGAUAUCAACAAUGGUGUGUUGAGAUGUUGUUGUCCUUUAAAAUUUGCGUGUUUCACCGUUAUACUAUAUCUCUUAUGUAAUACUAGCCAAUCAUGCUCAAAUUGGAGUAAAUGCAAAUUUGCUACAUGUAAAUGUGAAAGCUGGCAGGUUUACGUUAAUGAUUCUUAAACCCAAAAAAUACGCAAUACAAUUGAGAAUGGAAAUCAAGAAUAUUAAAAGGGCCAACAACCCGACGAAAGAACAGAUAACAGAUGGAGGCCACCAACGGAUCGUCAACGCAGCAAGAAAAUCCAGCUGGCCCCUUAAUGCAAUUGUGCACUAGUUCAUUGUAAACAGACGUCACACUCAACUCCAAAACAUAUAAAUGAACUAAAGAAAAAACAUACACGACUAACACAUUAUUGAACACAAGAAAACCCGAUAGACAACAAGCACAAUAGACGGGAACCUUUUAUAUCAUCGCAUGUGGUGGUCAAUCUUUGACACGCAUACAACCCAAGAACUGCUUACAUUGACCACACCAGAUUAAGCACUUCACACAUUAACUUGUGAUUGGUUAAAACUAGUUUAAAUUAGUUUUAUGCUGAAACAAUUAAUUAUCAAUUAGCAGAAGGACAAACUUCAAACAGAAUUGACUGUACAGUUUGGACCAGUUAAAACAAGUUCCACCUGGUUAAAACAAUACGUACAAAAUUUAUGGUCAUAAUAACAGAUCAGGAAGAAAUCACGCAGUACUUUAUACUGCAAUUAGGACGCUUCCUGUUGUCUUUAUCUACCAACUAUAGUAACUAAGUGAUAUUGCAUGCAAUGCCGAGUGUAUGUCUUUACAACUGGAAUCUGGUUGGGAGAUGGCAAAUAAGUUUUAUUUGUGUGCCAAAUUUUCAUUACUACAAUUGUAGCCAAGUUUUAAGAUGCAUUAUAAAAGCAAUGUCUGGUCAAUGUCCGAUAAAUAUCAAUGUGUUUCAUUCGGCACACACCUGGAAGGCUGUACUUAAUGUGAAUAUUAUAUUAUAUAUACAUUUUGUACAUCCAUGGCUUCUAAAUUUAUAAGAUAAGCUAUUAUUCUAUUCUAUGAGUCGUUAUAAUGCGAUCUUGUAAUGCGAAAUAAAAAAAUAAUUGACAUCGGAAUAGACGAAGUCUUAAAAAUAUAGAACCAGGGCAAAAACAUAAAAAAAAAUCUAUGAAAAUGACCAUGACCAGAAACAAAAAAGAAAAAUAAUCCAACUUCAUCUGCCUUGCUGUUCAUUACAGUGAUAGAAAACAAAUCUAAAUUUAAUAUUUAGUAAUACUAUUCAAUCCAAAUGCUUAAUUCGUUGACGUUAACAAUUCAUCAAUGUUUACAUCGUUGUUCAAGUAACACAUUCAUAAUACUGUAUCAGUAAUACAAAUACACAAAUGUAUUUACCAUAUUUGUUGACCAUGAAAUGUGUUUUAAAGGUAGCGUUUCCAGAGAGAAAAUAUCUUAAAGUUUGGGUCAUAUUGUUAUAAAGGUAAACCCGUUGUUUGUAUGUUUUGAUUGUUUUAUUUCAGU
Mytilus trossulus (common blue mussel) is the source of this 3139-nucleotide messenger RNA. RefSeq names its product cholecystokinin receptor-like. Gene Ontology annotation, cellular component: plasma membrane. Gene Ontology annotation, molecular function: gastrin receptor activity; neuropeptide receptor activity. The transcript is spliced from 3 exons. Bases 146 to 1387 code for a protein of 413 amino acids. Gene Ontology annotation, biological process: neuropeptide signaling pathway. Lineage: Eukaryota; Metazoa; Mollusca; Bivalvia; Mytilida; Mytilidae. The record is from RefSeq and is a predicted model, not a curated record.